UAUUUUGAUUCCCCUGCUUGUGUUCUUUCUGGCUCCAAGAUGAAGGAAGCCAACAUGGCCACGACGGCUGCGGGCAUGGAGGCGCUCCUGCGAGCCGCCGUGCGGGAGGACGCCGAGCACCGGGACGACGGCUUGUGCGUGGUGGGCAUCUUCGGGAAAAGCAACAUGCAGGUGGGCGCGCUGAAAGAGUCGCUGGUCAACAACGUGGCGGACAAGCACAUCUUCUCGGUGUUCGGCGGGCCGGAUGAUGAUGAUGAUGGCGGCGGCAUUCAGGCUUUCUACAGCCACGACAACCGAGUCUUGUACCUGCUGCUCACUUCCGUGUGCGACAGCGGCCAACUGCUGCGGGCCUGCCGGACUCUGAGCGCCGGGGCCGGUCACGCCGACUCGCACGACUUCUGGAAGGGUCUGGAUAGGCAGCACUGCCUCCACCUGCUGUACAUGUUCUCCGUGUGCCAUGUCCUCCUGCUCGUCCACCCCAACCACACCUUCGAUGUCACCUACGACCGACUCUUCCGAGCUUUGGACGCCCUGCGGCAGAAGGUGCUGCCCCUUAUCCGGGCGGCCAUCAAGGACUGCCCGGUGUCAAAAGAGUGGAAGUUGAACUGUCGGCCAUGUCCUCCAAGACUUCUCUUCAUCUUCCAGAUGAACGGAACUCUCAAGGUGUCAAACGGUUCCGAGUCAGGUUCUAGCUCCGACAAGCCUAAGAAGCACUCCCCCAGAAGGCGCCUGCAGCACGCCCUGGAGGACCAAAUCUACCGCAUCUUCCGCAAAAGUCGAGUCCUGACCAAUCAGAGCAGCAACUGCCUGUUCACCGUGCCCGCCAACCAGGCGUUCGUCUACGUGGCGCCGGCCGCCGACGAGGACCCCGUGGGCUCCCUGUUGGGCCAGCUGCGGUCCAACUGCAUCCUGUGCGAGCAGGAUUCCAGCACGCAGCUGACCGGGCCUAAGCGGUACCAGCAGAUGCGGCGCUUGGUCCGCCAAUCUGGCUCUGGCGUGGACCUGUUUGGGGCGUCGGCGGGCGGUCAGCUGGUGGACUGUAGCCUGAAGGAGUUCCUGUGGCAGCACGUGGAGUUGGUGUUGACCAAGAAAGGCUUUGACGACAGCGUCGGACGCAACCCUCAGCCCUCGCACUUUGAGCUGCCGACCUACUGCAAGUGGGCCCAGGUCGCCUUAAGACUCCACCAAGUCCUCGUGGGCGGCGCCGAGGAGGAGGACGACGUGGAGAUGGCGGCGAAAGUGCAGAGCCAGCUGAAGGUGCUGGACGCUUUCCUGGACGCGGACACCAAGUUCUCAGAGAACCGAUGCCAGAAGGCGCUGCCUUUGGCCCACAGCGCCUACCAGUCCAACCUACCCCACAACUACACCACCACCGUACACAAGAACCAGCUGACGCAGGCGCUGCGGGUCUACAGCCAGCACGCCCGCGGCGUGGCGUUCCAGCGCUACGCCCUGCAGCUUCACGAGGACUGCUAUAAGUUCUGGAGCAACGGACACCAACUGUGUGAGGAGCGUAGCCUCUCCGACCAACACUGCGUACAUAAGUUCCACCUUCUGCCGCAGCCAGGGGAGAAGACGGACGUGGAUCACAACCCGCCCAUUCUUAGCCACAACAGCAGGGGGCGCUACACCAGCUCCUGCAACUGUGGAAGGAAGCAGACGCCACGCGAGGAUCCAUUUGACAUACAGGCAGCAAAUUAUGACUUUUACCAGUUACUGGAGGACAAAUGUUGCAGUAAGCUGGAGAGGAUCAACUUUCCUAUCUUCCAGCCGAGUACUCCCGACCCGGCCCCAGCCAGCAACCAGGUCCAGCGCCCCGCUAACGAAGCGUCCGGGGCAGGUGACGCAGAACAGCUGAGGGAGCCUAGCACUGCCCAGAGCCACACUCCCGGAGACACCAGCCUGAGCUUGGCCCUCAGCCUGGGCCAGUCCACAGACAGUCUGGGUCCUUACGGCGACGGGGAGGCAGCUGAAAGCCAAGUCCAGCAGAAGCGCCCGAGCCUCGCGGACCGCCAGCCCUCCACUGUGGAGUACCUCCCAGGUAUGAUGCACUCGGGUUGCCCUAAGGGCCUGCUGCCCAAGUUCUCCAGCUGGUCCCUGGUCAAGCUGGGCCCGGCCAAGUUGUACAACUGCCACUCGGGUCUAGAACAACCGGGCUUCCUCCCCGGCUCUUCCUUCCUCCUGCCGUGGGACUUGGUGAUCCGCUCCCGCACUGACGAGGAGGCCGUCCUGGAGGCUUUGGACGGGGGCGCCUCCUCAUGGCCGGUCCCCAAUAAGACCCUCGUAAGCAAGCGGGGGAACGUCGGGAGUCUCGGCAGGGGCCGCAGGAGGGAUGAUACAGCGCGGGCCUUCGUGGGGUUCGAGUACGAAGAUGGCAGGGGGAGACGCUUCAUCAGCUCCGGUCCUGAUAAGGUUGUGAAGGUGCUUGGCCCGGGUGGUGCCAAGGACCCCGCCAGCAGGGUGCUGAACACCGACAUGCCGCUGUACAUCCCGUCGCCCUCUCAGGGCCGCGGCGUGAAGCCUCACUUUGCUCAGCUGAUGCGCCUUUUUAUCGUGGUACCAGAGGCUCCGCUAGAAGUGACCCUCAAUCCUCAGGUCCAGCCAGGUCCGUCCCCGUGUCCGCUUUUCCAUCCCGAGCAGACCGAUUUGGUGUUGCCACCCGACAGCUUCUGGGUGCUGCGCUUCCCUUUCGCCUACGCCACUGAGCUCGGACCCUGCUACCCCCCCAAGGAGAACCAGCCCCUCAACAACUACAAGGUGCUGCGAGGGAUCCUUAAAGCCACCACGGCCAACCCUCAAUGAAGCCGUCCCGGACAAAACUCUCCUGCAGUUUUUGAGCACAUGACUUUAAGAUUCAUGUCUUGAUCGUGGCAACUCUGAAAACCUCCUGUCAGUUAGUUAGGAACAACAACAAUAUUUCAACGGUCCCUAUAACCGUUAGAAAUAUUCCUCCAACCAACGGUGGAAAUACUCGUAACUCAAGGCGUGCUCGCAAUUUAAAGCAUAAGAAGACGGCUCAUAUCGCAAGGUAGUCGUAAGUUGAGGUACCACAGUACUACAGUAUUUGAUGUGCGUGUAUACGACUCUUCAGAAGGACACACAGUCCACCCUCUGACUUCAGAGCAAAAUUUGUAGUGUGACAUGCGUUUUGACAAACGGCCAGCAGAGGGCGGUUAAUAACAUGGGACCUCAAGAAGAAGAAGAUCAGGAAACUUGAGCCAGUUUGAGAAAGUACAUCAAAGUACUUUGGCCACCAAUGUAAAUGUUAAUUUUUGCCAGGAUUCCAACCAUAACGGUGUGGGUGAGUUUUUUCCAACAUUACACUAUAGUUUAUACAUUCUAAAUAUAGCUCCUACAAUUGUGUUAACAUUUAGAUAAUAAACCUUACUAUGAACACCA
Messenger RNA from Nerophis lumbriciformis (worm pipefish), 3399 nucleotides. RefSeq names its product SMG8 nonsense mediated mRNA decay factor (gene smg8). NCBI's taxonomy places the organism in Eukaryota, Metazoa, Chordata, Actinopteri, Syngnathiformes, Syngnathidae. The record is from RefSeq and is a predicted model, not a curated record. Gene Ontology annotation, biological process: nuclear-transcribed mRNA catabolic process, nonsense-mediated decay.